AAGUGUUAUGAUGACGGAGAAAAUAACCGAGCAGGGAGAGAAACUCGUUCAACAGAAGCAGGGAGAUAUCUUUACGAAUCAAGGAUCAACCGCAUUUCCAAGCUGAGAUCAACUAAAAGCACCAGCACCGGAGACAGAUCUCCAACUGGAUCACUUGUUGAGCCAGGGGCUGGGCUUCCCCAGCUAGUGAGAGGAAACGCUGGGAACCAACCGGGGCGGCUCCCUACACCAGUUCGUCCAGAUUUCAGGACGUGACUCUGAUUUUGAAAGGAUUCAGGAUUCACUGUCAACACCGGGAAUAGCGAUGCGUCCGCCGACACAAGUCCGCCCUCACGAUCUACUGCGCUUCGCGACGAACCUUUAAACCCCCGAAACUAUCCGGUUAGUUACCGACGUCUCUGUAUUUAACACCGAUCUUUUCGCGAGGCGGCGGAGAGGCGCCCAGCCCCUGUCGUACGGCGGCGACACCGCUGGCACAGCACGGCUCGGUCCGGACGGAGCCAUCCCGCCCUGAUGCAUGCUGGGAUGAUCGGCGUCCAACAUUUUUUUUUGUAAAGCGGGUGUGUGAACACAACAGACGUGUGUUGCAUGCUAACAAGUGGUUAUAGAGAAGGACCCCCCCCCCCUCCCCACUGCGAUUUCCUCUUGACAAGUCGGGAGUGGUGUUUUGCUUCGCGGGCGACCAUGGCGGAGUGCGGCGUCGCGGACAGCCCCAGUGCAAGCCCCGUGCACGGCAAGAAAAAGGCGCAGCAGUCGCCGGUUUGCUCUUCUUCUCGGUCACGCUACCAGGUCGGAUCCCCCGGCCACUGCUUCAAACGGGUCACCCUCACCAAGCCUACUUUCUGCCACAACUGCAGCGAUUUCAUCUGGGGUCUGGUCGGUUUCCUGUGCGAAGUGUGCAACCUGAUGUGCCACGAGAAGUGCCUGAAGAAUCUGAGGGUGACCUGUUCCUGCAUGGCUCCCACCUUGGUGCAGGUUCCUGUGGCCCACUGUUUUGGGCCCGCCGGUCUAAAGAAGAGGUUCUGCUGUGUGUGUAGGAAACCCACGGAGGGGAACGCGUCCCUACGCUGUGAAGUGUGUGAGAUGCACGUGCACGCCGACUGCUCCGUGUUCAGCUGUGCAGAUUGUCGGCUGUGCCACCAGGAUGGAACCCAGACCCUGGAUACGUUCCAGCACCACUGGCGAGAGGGUAACCUGCCGACGGGGGCGCGGUGCGAGGGGUGCCGGCGCUCCUGCGCCUCCUCAGAUGUCCUGGCGGGCAUGAGGUGCGAGUGGUGCGGCAUCACGAGCCACGCUGCCUGCUACGCUGUGCUGCCCCCGGCGUGCAAGCUGGGCCGGCUGGCCUCCGUCCUACUGCCCCCCUCCAGCGUCCAGCUCAGCUCCAGGAACUACAGCAAGAUGCACUGUUACCGAAUCGCAGAGGGGUCCCACCACGACAUGGACACCCUAGAUGAGGUCGGCCCCUCCAGCCCCGUGGCGCCCAGAGAGACCCCACAGACCUCCUCCUCAGAGUCAGCUAAACAGGCGGUCCGGGUCUUUGAUGGUGACGACGCUCUGAAGCGAGGAGCUUUCCGCCUCGUCUCGGUUCCACGGGUAACGAGAAAGGAGGAACUGGUGGAGGCGGCCCUGAGGGCGUUCUACCUGCCCGACGCGCCGCAGCGCUACGAGCUGCAGGCGCUAGGAACCCUGCAGCCCCUCCACAGCGAAGACGUCCUCAACCGCAACGGGACGCUGGAGCACAAGAAGGACGCCCCGCCGGAGGCGUGGGUCCUCAGGGCCGUGCCCCUGGACACAGAGGUCCUCAAGGUCCACGCCUGCUGGCUGAAAACUGGCCUCUCCCACACUUCCAUCUCCAUCUCCCGGAGCAGCACUGUAGACUCGGUCCUCAAAGAGCUCCUCGUUCAGUUAGGACGGCAGGAGAAGGAUUCCUCCAACUUCAACCUGGUGGAGGUCCACAUGGGUAGCAAGCAGGUUUUGAGACAGGUACUGACAGGUGAAGAGCUCCUAUUAGACAAGCUGCAGGAGAUCAGGAAGGUUUCUCUGCGGCAGAUGAACCAGACUCGCUUUUAUGCAACGGAGAACCGCAACCAUGUGAUCCAGGUCAGCCUUCUGAUUGGAGGACUUCCGCUCCUGCUGCCCCGAGAGGAGUACACCCAGCUGGUGCAGGAACAUCUGUCUGUGAAAAGUCACCUGGUCACCAUAAGUCACAUGUAUGGAAGCCAAGGUGCAGUGGUGCUGCAGGUCUCCUGUUUCUCUGAGGCGGAGAGGGUCUACAUGUUGGCUAAAGACACGGCAGUCUGUGGCAAACAGCUGACGACCCUGGUCAUCCCCCACAUCCUGCACAACAAGCUAGCCAGAGGGGCUUGUCCCAUGCUGGUGUUCGUCAACCCAAAGAGUGGAGGCAUGAAGGGCCGGGAGCUGCUGUACAACUUCCGGAAGCUCCUCAACCCCCACCAGGUGUUCGACAUCUCCAACGGAGGGCCGCUUGCAGGGUUCCACACGUUCCGGGAGGUUCCCCGCUUCAGGGUCCUGGUGUGUGGGGGGGACGGGACGGUGGGCUGGGUCCUGGGGGUCCUGGAAGCCAUUCGACACAAGCUGGCCUGUUCAGAACCACCGAUGGGGAUAGUACCGCUGGGGACAGGUAACGACCUGGCCCGGGUGCUGCGCUGGGGGCCGGGCUACAGCGGCGAGGACCCCCACCACAUCCUGCUCUCCCUGGAGGAGGCGGACGAGGUCCUGAUGGACCGCUGGACCAUCCUGCUGGACGCCCAGGACCUGUCCGAGGACGCCUCGCAGGGGGACCCCGACAGCGGCUACCUGGAGCCCCCCAAGAUCGUCCAGAUGAACAACUACUUUGGGCUGGGGAUUGACGCAGAGGUCAGCCUGGACUUCCACCAGGCCAGAGAAGGCGAUCCAGAUAAAUUCACCAGCAGGUUCCAUAACAAGGGUGUGUAUGUGAAAGUGGGGCUCCAGAAGCUGAGUCACACCAGGAACCUCCACAAACAUCUCCGCCUGCAGGUGGACAAACAGGAAAUCGAGCUGCCUAACAUAGAGGGCCUCAUCUUCCUCAAUAUUCCCAGCUGGGGUUCAGGCGCUGACCUCUGGGGAUCAGAGGGGGACUCGCGCUUCGGGAGGCCGCGCAUCGACGACGGCAUGCUGGAGGUCCUCGGCGUGACGGGCGUCGUUCACAUGGGCCAGGUUCAGAGCGGUCUGCGGUCGGGGAUCCGUAUUGCCCAGGGGAACUAUAUCAGGAUCACGGUGACCAAACCCAUUCCAGUGCAAGUGGACGGAGAGCCCUGGAUUCAAUCCUCCGGACACAUUAUUAUAUCUGCUGCUGGCCCCAAGGUUCGAAUGCUGAGGAAGUCCAAACAGAAACAGAAAAAGUCUUCAGGAACGAAAGAUGCUCGCUCUGAGAGUCCCUCCUCCAGAGAAGGGGGCCACUGACGCCACCCUGGGAGGGAAGCCUUCUGGUUCACACCUGCUUUCUGCUCAAGCUAGGCGGCCAUUUUGGCUCCGACAGUGUACUGUGGUAGAGAGACGAUGAUUUCAAUGAAAUAUUACCUCGUUGAAGGUAGAUGGCUCUGGCACGAUACAGAACGGUCUAUAAGGAGUUUUUAAUGGGUUUAUUAACUUUUUUUUAAGUUUUGAAAUCACCCAGAAAUUAGUAUGUAAUACUUUUUUUGUUUUCUUUAAUCUCGUACAAUAAUACUGUGUAAUGCUGUAUUGACCUGUGGAUUGACGUCAAUUGAAAUGUUGUAUUGGGUACAAUAGUAAAGAAUAACUGCCAGACACAUAGAACCUAUGUCGAAGAAUCUUCAUAAUUUCGCUAACGAUAUCCAGAUUUUUAUGUUGGAUACAUAAAAGGUCUGAAACAGUGUAGGUGUCCUAGAGUAUGUUCUAGAACGCUGGAUUUUCCCUGAAGAUUGGCGAGCGGUCGUAGAUAUCAUUCCAUUUGUAUUUGGGUUCUCGUUAACCAGACUUCCCCUCAGUGAGAACCUCCUCUAGACUCUGGGUCCCAGCAUAACAACGUGCUGCUAGUGGUGAGACAAACCAAAGCUAAUGUGCUCUGAGGGCCAAAGGCUCCUCGCACUGCUCCACCAAACCACAGCCCCCCGUAUCAUCAGAAUGGAACAGGAAAUGGUAUAUCUCUCACACCACAAGUGCUUUUUACACAGUCACACAAGCAUACAUAAGCUACACAAAUACUUAUCCCUAGCAGAUGGCCUGCUCAAGAUUGACUUGACUUGAUUGAGUAUUGGAGAUAAGAGUUCCGUUUUACAGUAAUGGUGAGCUUUAGCCAGGAUCAGAGGGGAAACUUUCCCCAUUCUACAAGCCAAAAGAGGAUUUACGAAAUGUAAAAAAGAUGUAUAUUUUACUAACCUUGUAGAAGUGUGUAUGUUGGAGAAGUUGGACUCUUUGAACAGACAGACUUUAAUCCGGGUAAUCAGUGUUUGGCUCAGGGUUUAAGGUUGAAGACUAUCAAUUUUUGACUUGAGUCCUUACAUAUUUUGGACCGUUGCCGGUUACAAAACCGUACUGGAAACGUUUAUGGAUGGAGAGCAAGUGAUUUGACUAAACAGAUGAACAAAAACCCAGAUGUAUUCAAAUACCUUGGUAUUGUGGAGCGUAUUACUCUUUGGGAAUUCCUGUUUAAGAGUAACCAACCACUUAAACCAAACCUCAUUGUCGGGGAGAGUGACUGAUUCUCUCCCUUAUUUAAAGGGUGGCAUUAUUCUGCACCGUUUCGACCCAUCUGAAUUAGUCCCCACUGAUUCGACCCAUCUGAAUCAGUUCCCACUGAUUCACCAGGAGGGGCACUGUCCUUGCAGUUUUAGUUCAGUGUUUGGUUUCUUUUUAAAUGAUGGUUCAAUGAAAUGAUGCUGGCGACCUGCUCUCACCUAUCAUCCUUUACAGACGGGCAUGUUGAAUUGAUGCCCAUAGCUGACACAAACAUCAUCAUCGUUGAUGCUAUUGCUGUUGGUGGAUGGUGAGCUUCUUGGUGACCUUGCAGUGUAGUUUUCUGAAUCAACUGGCUCUGAAAGGAUAUAGCGUCAGUCAGAUGUUUCAGGUACUUCCUUUAAUUCGUAAUAUCAUAAUUCUUUAAGGCAUGAAGUUGAAGUUAUGCAACUGCUCUGGAGCGCUGGAGGUUUACUGUAAAGCUGCGGGUGGACCCUGUGCAGUGUGUUGUGCUCAGAUUGUUAACCGUUUCUAGUUCAUUUCAAGCCUUUUGUCAAAGUGCUCACAUUAUUGAUUGGUGCUACAAUGGAACUGGUCACCGCUAAACACAACUGUAGAUUAAGUAAAUUGAUCGUGUCAUAGGCGUUGAUCGUGAAUCCUUUCGUUGAAGUGGUCUUGAAACACCAUUAGAUUAAUUAUUUAAAGAGUCACAAUGGAGUUGAUGACUAACAGUGAGUAGUAAGUCAUCAACACUAAGAAUCAUAAAAAAAAAAACACCUGCAAAGCCACAGGCUCUUGUGAUGGUUCAAACUAGGGGAAUUCUUUCAUACGGCGAGCGUCUGCUGAUCGGAGGCUGCCCCGAGCACGGGCCCAAGUUGGAGCAUUGUUAGCAGCGAGAUGGGAAGUUGGUAGGCCUUCGUUAAUCCUUCCUCUUUGUAAUUUAUCCUGUAGCUGUCCUGCAUAUCUGUACUGUACACAGUAGUGGUAUUGUUGAAGUCCUAUUUCUAUUUGUUCAUACACCACCCAGUAUGGUUGUAGUUCAACUUCACGUAUUCAUGCGCUGCGUUAAUACUGUACAGUGUUGGAAACUAUAGAAGCCUGCCUUCUGCGUAUUUAUCCUCUUAUUGAACCUGCAUAAGUACUGUAUAGCGUGGUAGCUAUUGUAGAGAUUCAACUUGAUGUGUCAAUCCUGAGUUUGUAGGCUAUCCACAUACUUUUUAUACUAAGCGGAGCAAGACAACUUUAACUGUCACAAACCACCUUAACUUAUGUCAAAGACCUCCUACACAUUACUUAAUACGACUCCUUACAACUUUUAAGGCUAAGGCAGGCAGUUUGGAGAACUCAGCCCAAAGUAAAUGUACCCUGGCUUUACGUAAUGACCCAAACCUUUCCUCUCAAUAAGCACAGGAACCUGUAGUUCUGGAAGGUUACGGUUAGUGGUCAGAUAAUACAAAAUGCAUUACGUGUAGCCAGUGGAAAUGAGUCGUAUAAUAUUUGUUUAAACUCGUACAGGGGCUUCCAUGUACAAUGAGAGAUUAGUCUGUCCUUUGUUUCCAUCUCAGUGUCGGCGCAAAUAUAGAUUGACUUUUCUUAACACCCGUUUCCCAUGAUGCCCUGUGUUUAUGCUUUGUUCUUCGGUUGAAGUGGUUAUUGUUGAGGUUUGAAUAGUUUGAGGUUAGGGAAUGGACAUGGUACAUUUAAGGGUUAGGUGUGAAAAGCGAAGGGAGCAAUGCAUCAUGUGUAAUUCCCAGAAAAGUUAAUGUUUCUCCUCCUCCUGAAAUGGUGGUCUGGUAACGCCAACUGCAACAUAACAUAAUACAGUACAUUAAUAUCCCUGGCCUUAUAGUACAGUAAUACUGAUUAAUACUGAACACUGUCCUGAACCACAGUACACUCAUACCGACCAAUACGCAACUACAGUAUAACGACUGUACAGUAAUACUGAAUCACGGACUACUCGAUGUAGGGCCUAAUUGGUUGAUUCAGAUCACAUGACCUCUGACCUCAACAGGAUGAGAUCACUGCAUUGGAGAAAAAAAUAAUAUUUAAAAGUCUGCAUUCCAUGGUUUCUUCUUUCAGAUCCUGUGCGUGUACGUCUGUACGUGUGUGACUAUUUGUUUUGAGAUUAUAGUGUUCUAAUGUGCCUCUAGGUGAUCUUAGCAGUUGGGUUUGCCGUAAAAGACAUUUUAUGUUUAUACUUGAGAUUUUACGAAAGUUUAACUUAAACUAAAUAGAAUUUUAUAUUUUUGCAGAGAAAUGCUGUUUUUUUUGUUUCAACUGUAAAUUGCACUAAUUAUUUUACAGAUGCUUUUAGACUUAUUGUUCGGUUUACAAUAAAUAUCGUCAUAACUAGAUCUCUCUCUAUAUAUAUAUAUACAGGAUAUAUUAUUAAAACGGAACUAAAUGUGAAGAUAUAUUGAACUAUAACAUUUAACAAAUUAAAUGUGUUUUAUCAAAAUAAACUUAAGAAAUGAACUUUC
Gadus morhua (Atlantic cod) is the source of this 7160-nucleotide messenger RNA. It is a transcript of the gene dgkq, whose product is annotated as diacylglycerol kinase theta. Lineage: Eukaryota; Metazoa; Chordata; Actinopteri; Gadiformes; Gadidae. The transcript is spliced from 23 exons. Gene Ontology annotation, biological process: phospholipase C-activating G protein-coupled receptor signaling pathway. The record is from RefSeq and is a predicted model, not a curated record. Bases 589 to 3444 code for a protein of 951 amino acids. Gene Ontology annotation, molecular function: ATP-dependent diacylglycerol kinase activity. Gene Ontology annotation, cellular component: membrane.